AUCCAGCCGCCGCGGCGCUCUCCCUGCAGAGGAGGACUCAGGACUACCCCUUGCGUGAGACGGAUGGAGACCGAGCCCCUCCGAGGACUUGCCCCAGCGGUUCUGGCUCGCGCGGCUCAAGUCACCACCGUGAACAAGGGACCCUAAAGAAUGGCCGAGCCUUGGGGGAACGAGUUGGCGUCCGCAGCUGCCAGGGGGGACCUAGAGCAACUUACUAGUUUGUUGCAAAAUAAUGUAAACGUCAAUGCACAAAAUGGAUUUGGAAGGACUGCGCUGCAGGUUAUGAAACUUGGAAAUCCCGAGAUUGCCAGGAGACUACUACUUAGAGGUGCUAAUCCCGAUUUGAAAGACCGAACUGGUUUCGCUGUCAUUCACGAUGCAGCCAGAGCAGGUUUCCUGGACACUUUACAGACUUUGCUGGAGUUUCAAGCUGAUGUUAACAUCGAGGAUAAUGAAGGGAACCUGCCCUUGCACUUGGCUGCCAAAGAAGGCCACCUCCCUGUGGUGGAGUUCCUUGUGAAGCACACGGCCACCAAAGUGGGGCAUCGGAACCAUAAGGGGGACACCGCCUGUGACUUGGCCAGGCUCUACCGGAGGAACGAGGUCGUUAGCCUGAUGGAGGGAAACCAGGCAGAGGGAGCUUCGAAUUUGCAAUGAAUAUGGGGAGGGCUCUCCCACAGUGCCUUCUAUUUUGUCAGUUAACUGGUUGGCUGUCCUAUUUUACUAUCACUUGUUAAAAUUCAGUUUUGUCAUACUUUAAGCAACUAGUUAAAUCUUCUCAAACUGCUAAGUGGAAAUCUUAUUACAGGUUUAUGAAUAUAUUUAAGCAACAUCUUUUUCACCUGCAAAAUCCUGAGUUCUAACAUGUAAUUGCAAAUAGCUUUGGUUUUCUCCUGAAUAUGUUAUCUUUCCUUGACUUUUUCCUUGCUUCUCCCUUUGCCAGUCUCAAAACCCAACUUAAGAGACUUUGUUUUUAAAAUGGUUUGUCCUGACUCUUCUUUUGCCUAAUUAAACACUUUUUCAAAACAGGA
This is a messenger RNA of Felis catus (domestic cat), 1031 nucleotides long. RefSeq names its product cyclin dependent kinase inhibitor 2C (gene CDKN2C). The record is from RefSeq and is a predicted model, not a curated record. The transcript has 3 exons. The coding region runs from base 151 to 657 and encodes 168 amino acids. Gene Ontology annotation, molecular function: cyclin-dependent protein serine/threonine kinase inhibitor activity; protein kinase binding. NCBI's taxonomy places the organism in Eukaryota, Metazoa, Chordata, Mammalia, Carnivora, Felidae. Gene Ontology annotation, biological process: negative regulation of cell population proliferation; regulation of cyclin-dependent protein serine/threonine kinase activity. Gene Ontology annotation, cellular component: nucleus.